Molecule: messenger RNA, 723 nt
Organism: Colletotrichum spaethianum
Lineage: Eukaryota; Fungi; Ascomycota; Sordariomycetes; Glomerellales; Glomerellaceae
Product: protein sym1
Exons: 3
Coding region: 1-723 (240 amino acids)
Cellular component (GO): cytoplasm; membrane
Source: RefSeq, a predicted model, not a curated record
AUGGCGCUCGUCGCCAGGUUGGUCUCCAAGUUCAACCAAUACUACGAUGAACGGCCACUCCUUACCAUGAUGGUGACCAACGCCAUCCUCGGAGGCAUCGCCGACACGACGGCCCAGACCAUCACGGCCCUCCGCCUAAAGGCCAUCCGCAAGCCCGGCGGCAUUGACAAGGACGAUGGCGUCGCCAUCGAGAUCCACGACCUCGACCGCAAGAACCCCUUCUACGAGAAGGACCUCAUCCCGGACUCCAAGCACCUGCCCCCGCCCUUUGACUUUGAGCGCCUCACGCGCUUCAUGGCCUACGGUUUCGGCAUGGCGCCCCUGCAGUUCCGUUGGUUCAAGUUCCUGUCGACAGCCUUCCCCAUUACCAAGACGAGCGCCUUUGUGCCCGCCAUGAAGCGAGUCGCCUUCGACCAGCUCAUCUUUGCGCCCUUCGGUCUGCUCUGCUUCUUCUCCGUCAUGACCGUCGCCGAGGGCGGUGGCCGCCGCGCCGUGCUGAACAAGCUGCGCGACAUGUACAUCCCCACGCUCAAGGCCAACUUCAUCGUCUGGCCCGCCGUCCAGAUCAUCAACUUCCGUUUGAUGCCCGUCCAGUUCCAGCUGCCCUUCGUCUCCACGAUCGGUAUCGCCUGGACGGCCUACCUCUCGUUGACCAACGCUUCGGAAGAAGUUGACAACCGUCCCGCGGCCUCCCGCGAGGACGCCCACAUCCGCCUCAGCUAG